Molecule: messenger RNA, 2373 nt
Organism: Neurospora crassa OR74A
Lineage: Eukaryota; Fungi; Ascomycota; Sordariomycetes; Sordariales; Sordariaceae
Product: sphingosine-1-phosphate phosphohydrolase
Exons: 4
Coding region: 395-2098 (567 amino acids)
Cellular component (GO): endoplasmic reticulum membrane
Molecular function (GO): sphingosine-1-phosphate phosphatase activity
Source: RefSeq, a predicted model, not a curated record
CCGCGACACGCCUUGUGAAGAGUAACGCCAUUUGUUGACUUCAGUUUUGGCUUGUGACUUUUCCCUGUUUGGAUCUUUUAACCAGGAGAGCGGUUGAGACGAGGGUUCGCCAAGGUCGUCCAAAGUCUUCAAGAUCGAGACAUUUUGGUUUGAUCCGUCCAGACUUUGACCAGUGUCCGGUCCUAAAGUUCCCUUGGUCCAAAAGCCGACGACUUCAGCCUGGGAAACUCACUCACAUGUUUUGACCUUGUUGAGGUCCCGUUGCUGACACCAAACAUCCACUUCGCUGGUUCGACAACUCGAACAACAAAAAGCAUAAGACAACUUCCGACAUUCAUUGAUGACUACCAGGUCAACACCAACGCUAUAAGAUCACCAGUUCCAACCCUCACCCAUGGGUUCACACAACCAUGGCGCUAGCUCUGGCGCAGAGCUCUCCAAUGGUGCCCCGCUGCUGACUGUCAAUGGGAAACCCGUCGAGAAUGGCGUCGUCGACGCGGGGUUGAAGAGCCUAGAUCAUUACCAGAGAGCGCUUCCAAAAUGGCGAUACAACCUACGACAACGACUACUCCCUCUCAUCCGCUGGGAAACCCCAUACCUAGCCAUGCUCCAGGAAAAGUUACGGACACCAGCGUUGGAUAGAUACUUUGCCAUCACGGCCAACCUCGGAACACACACCUUCUUCAUGAUCGGUCUACCAGUCCUCUUCUGGUGCAGUUUCUCCAGCUUCGGCAAGGGCCUUGUCCACAUCCUCGCUGCCGGCGUCUUCUGGACCGGCUUCAUCAAAGAUAUGCUCUCCCUCCCGCGACCGCUCUCCCCUCCUCUCCAUCGAAUCACCAUGUCCGGUUCCGCCGCUCUCGAAUACGGUUUCCCGUCUACACACUCCGCCAAUGCCGUCUCCGUAACCGUCUACUCGAUCCUCGUCCUCCACAGCGACAAGAACACUUUCUCACCCAGCACGACGUUCGCGCUCGAGCUGCUUGCCUACUUCUACGCCUUCUCCAUCGUCUUCGGCCGCCUCUACUGCGGCAUGCACGGCUUCCUCGACGUCAUCAUCGGUUCCAUCAUGGGCGCCGCUAUCUCCUACAUCGAGUUCUACUACGGCCCGCCCUUCCAAGACUGGCUGUACGCCAGCGACUAUCUCGCUCCCAUACUAUUCGCCAUAACCAUCCUUAUCCUCGUGCGCAUCCACCCCGAGCCGGCGGACGACUGCCCCUGCUUCGACGACUCCGUCUCCUUUGCCGGCGUCAUUGUCGGUCUCGAGAUCGGAACCUGGCACUUUGCGCGGUCAAGGUGGAACCACAUUUACAACGGACCCAACGCUCUCUUCGACCUCUCGGCUUUGGGGUGGCCGGUGAUUGUCAUUCGUCUCAUCCUCGGCGUCCUCAUCAUCUUUGCCUGGCGCGAAGUCAUGAAGCCUACGCUGCUCAAAGUCUUGCCUCACCUCUUCCGCGUCAUCGAGACCCACGGCCUCUCACUGCCCCGCCGCUUCUUCAUGCCCGCCAGCGAGUACAAGGACGUCCCGCUCAACCUGCGCGACGACGAGGUUCUUCCCAAAGUCAGCGACAUCCCCCGGAUGAUGCGCAGCAUCCGUGGACCUGGGCGUGGUCGGGCGGUCAGUAUUGGACCACAGAGCGCGGCAGAUGCGUAUGAGACGCUGGCGUAUCGGGAGAGGAAGAGGAGGGAGAGCUUGAGUAGCGAGAAGGGCUCCGGGUUGAAGCAGGCUCAGAGUACUGCUGAGGGCACUGAUGGAGAGGAGUCUAUGGUGGAUCAGACAGCGCAUUCGUCGGGCGUUGAGAAGUACGAGAGGCAGAUGGGUCAGGGGCAGGUGGUUGUGGAGAGCACAGGGAAUUUGAGCCCAAAUUCAUCGGCCGUGGAGGAGCCAGGUAUGUAUCUGGGCCAGAGGGACGAGUUGGGAGAGAGGGAAAUAUUCUCGAAACUCACGAGGCCGAGAGUAAGGUAUGAUGUGGAGGUGGUGACGAAGUUGGUUGUUUAUGCUGGUAUCGGAUGGCUAGCAGUCGACAUGAUCCCUAUAUUAUUCGAGCUCACAGGGCUACUGGGAGCUGGCCAUCUCCCCUUGCCCGUUCCUUCUUCAUGAGCACUGUGGUAUCAGGUUUUGACAAGGUGGUGAGAAGAGGUGGGGGUGUCUUUCUUCAGCUGAGCUUCUUGGCACACUUUUGUUUCUUUUGCUAGUUUAUACAUAUACUAGGUCAUAUGGCGGGGGUUUUGGUAUCAUGUUAUGAUGUUAUGGAUCCAUCUAUGCAGCUAUCUCCUCCACCACUUUUGGGCUAUUGAAGAGACUUUAGAAGUUAAGGAGGGGCUCAUGAGAUGGGAGUGUCCGUGAGAGGCACGGUAAGUGGAUGCUGAUGAGAA